AUGCCACCAAUGGGGUGCGUUAGCAGCAGAGGCAUGGAAGCCCCGGACCUCGAUAGUAGUACCGAAUACGACAGCAGCACCAUCUCCCGAACCACGUCGCAGUCUUCCCGAGCCACCGCGCAGUCGCCGAGCCUCCAUGCUCGGCGGUCAGGACCAGCUCCGUCCAGAGGCUUGGGAGGAGCGAUGGGACAGAUGGCAGGAUCGCAGCCAGUAAAGGACCUGUUGGACGUGUUCAUUGACGAGGUAGAGAGUUCGCACAAGCGAAAGUCAAAGAGCAAGACACACAGACACAAGGGGUCAUCUGGAGAAGCUGGUGCAGCGGGGGAUGUUGGGGCAGCGGGGGAGGCUGGGGAAACGGGGGAGAGUGGAGCAACAGCGGAAGUUGGAGCGGCAGGGAGGAUUGGGGUAGAAAGAGCGUCUGAGGCCGCAGGAGUAAAGGCAGCAGAUAUUGGGGCGUUGAGAGGAGGGGAGGUGAAAGGAACAGCUAUUGGGGCAUCCCAGGGUGAGGUAGAGGGGCGAGCAACAGAAGGGCGGAAGGGAGGUGAGGAGGAAGAUGGGAUGGGGCCGCGAGAGAAAGGGCGGGGUUUGGAGUGCACAUUAGAUGAGCGCUCAUCUAAUAGUAAGGCGGCUGGACCAGAUACGGAAGUAGCAACAGCAACAGCAGCGCCAGACUCAGCUCCUUUACCUACAGAGACAUAUCUUCUGAAUAAUCCGGCUUGCGAGCUUGCAAGGCACGCUGGCGCCACAUCGGAUGCCACGUCAGAUCCUCAUGCUGGGAGCUUAAGCACAAACGGUCCUCCUCCUCCUGUUCACAGCAACCCUGCUACAGCCUGCUCCGCGGAUUCAGUGCAUCUAGACAAUCCCAAGGGCGCCUCGUGGAAGGCUGACAAUCCCAAGGCUGGUUCAGGGGAGGUGAAAAAUCCCGGAGCUGCACAACAGGAUACAGGGGAACCAGCAGGCUUAGGUUCGGGAUGUACAGACCAGGCAGGUAGCUUCGGUGGUGUGGUUCGGGCCAGCCCUGGCGAGGCUGAAGCAGGGGCGGGUUUUGAGGGAGAGGUUGGGAGAGUAGGUUCGGGGAGGGACGGACCUGUCGUCCGAACCUGGGAGGUUGACCCGGAGCGCCGAGCCAAGAGCUGGAGAAGAGACGUGGAGGCCGAGUUCUCUAGGGGUGAAAAGAAGAGAAGAGGCUCGAAGGCGCAGGUAGUAACAGCUCCGGAAGCAGCAGGUGUGGGCGAUGGGGAUGGUGUAAGCAGAGGACCAACGGUUGUGAUUGACUCUGGAGCGGAGGAAGCUAAUAAGGAGCGUCAGAUGGAGCAGCCCGUACGUGCUAUUGGUAAUGCAGGUACAGGGGAGGGCGGAGGGGGCGAUAGAAAGGAGGGCGGGGGCACGUAUGUGAAUUUAGACGCGCCUCUGAUUUCGUCUGGUGAGGGGGAGGGUGGUGGUGGCACGUACCUGUUUGCAAUGAAGCUGCGACGAGUGAGGAGCUCGGGAGAUGUCACGAAAGGGGAUGUCUCUAAAGGGGAUGUUGUUUCUAACGGGGAUGCUACUGACGCGGAUGUUGUCAGCAGCGGCGCUGCACCUGCGAGUGCUGGGGUGAAGGCCAGGCAGGAGGGGAAGGGGAGCCUGCUGGGUGUGCUGGAGCAUGAGUGCAUGGGGGAGGGGGAGGGAAGGAGUAAGGGGGAGGAUGAGGAAAGAAGCAAGGAGGGUCAGGAGGGGAGGAAUGAGGAGGCGGAGGGCCAGGCUAGCCCCAGCAGCAGUAGGCCGGUGCAAGGCAUGCAGAGAGACAGUGGCUUGGUGAUGCGGGGAAAUGGUGCUGUGGUGCAGAGGAAGCGAGCACUGACGGGUGAGGAGAACGCACAAGGAGGAGAUGAGAGGGAGGGAGGGCAGGGAAGCCGAGGGCAAAGGGAGGCCGAGGAGAAUGGUGGUGGCGGGGGUGGUGAUGAUGAUCUAAUGCUUACUGGCAGCUUCUCCUGCUUCGCCAGGAGUCCCAGGCCCAGCCAGCCUGAUGCAAAAUUCAGUGCAGGGUGGGGUGGGAAUGCCUUUGCCUCUGCUGGCGCUGCUGCCGCUGCUGCUGGCGCUGGCGCUGGCACUGCUGCUAGUUCCCGAGCAAGGUCAUCAACCAAGCAUCCCCGCAAGUCGAUAUCCUCUUCAAAGCCAUCCUCGUUAAGAGUGCCUUCUCCGAAACCUCCAUCUCUCGAACCACGGUCUCCUAAAGCAAGUCUGUUAACGUCCUUCUCGUUGGAAGCCCACUCACCUAAGGUACUGUCGUCUCGAGCCCCUCCCACACUCUCCCUCCCCCCAGCCUCCCCCAGGUCCCCCUCCCUCCCUCCCCCAUCCCCCUCAGGUGUCUCCGCCAACCUUCCCCCAGCCUCCCCCAGGUCACCCUCCCUCCAACGCCCUCUAGCCUCCUCGCCCCGGGCUUCAUCAGCCAAAAGGGGCGUGUCCAUAGUCCUUCCCACAGCCCCUGUCCCAACCUCCCCCAAUCCUACCUCCCCCAAGCCUCCCUCCUCCACGCUUCUUUCCCCCAGGCCUGCCUCCCCCAAGCCUGCCUCCCCCAAGCCUGCCUCCCCCAAGCCUGCCUCCUCCAAGCCUGCCUCCCCGAAGCCCACCUCCCCCAAGCUCUCCUCCCCCAAGCCCGCCUUUGCCGAGCCUACAUCCCCUAAGCCUGCUGCCAAUGCUGCCUCCUCUGCUCCUGCUUCUCCUGCUGCUGCCACCUGUGCAACCACCGCUGCUGUCACUGCUGCUGCCGCUGCUGGUUUGGAGCAGCAAGAAGCAGACGAAGACGCCCUUCUCCUCUCUCUUGAAGCACCUCAAAACUCGCCUGCUGCCCCUGCUGCCUCCUCUGCUGCUGCUGCCUCUGCUGCUGCCUCUGCUGCUGCCUCCUCUGCUACUGCUGCCUCUGCUGCUGCCUCUGCUGCUGCCUCUGCUGCUGCCUCCUCUGCUGCUGCUGCCUCUGCUGCAGCCACUGAUGAUUCUCAGCAGCAAGAAGCGGACGAGGAUGCUCUUCUCCUCUCUCUUGAAGCACCUCAAAACCCACCUGCUGAUCCUGCUGCCUCCUCUGCUGCUGCUGCCUCCGCUGCAGCCACUGGUGGUUCUCAGCAGCAAGAAGCAGACGAGGACGCUCUUCUCUUGUCUCGACUCGGAUCCCCUCGCAUCGUGCUCCCCAAUCGCAUACAGUCACACUCGUUCAAGUGCAUAAGCAGCAGCAACAAAGCCAUCCAAUUAAUGGCACGAUCGCGCAGCGAUCCUGACGCUCCAUCGGCAUCUCUGCUUGAUCCAAUGGCUGACGUCGUCCUUCCUCCCCACUUCCCCACCCUUCCCCAUCUUUUCACCCCUCCUCGCCUCGCCACUCCCCCUCGUCCACGCUCUCGGGGAGGCUACAGUAAACUGCAGGUAGAUCUAGCAAUCAUCACGACUGUAUCGGAUUUUAUCGGAUUUGAUUUGUUUGGGGAUGGGGAGGAGGAGGAGGGGGGAGGUGCGUCUGGGGAAGGUGAGUCUGGGGCAGGUGGGAUGGACCCGUGGGGUAUGGUUGCUGCUGUGGGUGGGUCGCUCUGGCCUAUGAGUGACUGUACAGAGGGAGAAGAAGCGGCACAAACUGGUAAGGUGCAAUUGAAUUCCGCAGAGGUGCUUGUGGUUGAUUCUACAGAGGGUGACUGUAUGGAGGGAGAAGAGGCAACUCAGCAGGUGCUAGAUGAUGCAGCAGGUGUGCAAGAGAUGAGUGGGGAGGAUGUGACUAAAAAGGAUGUGAAUGGGGAGGAUGUGAUUGGAGAGAACGUGGCUGUAACGGCAGCUGAAGGGGUGAUCGAAAGCAGAGGGCAGGCAGAUGGGACUGUAGAGGAUGUGAGUGCUGCUGAGGAUGUGUCUGGUGGCGAUGUGACUGUAAAGGGGGUGAUCAGCGAGAAGGUGCAUAUAAGGGAGGUGAUUGUAGCAGCCUCGGCAUUGUGGAGGGACGUGAUUGAGCACCGGGAGGAUGUUGAUAUGGCUGUAGAGGGGGCUCUGGUGGAUAGGGUUACCACACGGAGUGAUGAGGGAGAGAAGGGAAGAGGCAUGGAGGAGGCGGAGAGCAGAGUGAAACGAAUAGGUGCGGGUGCUGAUAUGGCUGCUGAUGUGGCUGCUGAUGUGGCUGCUGAUGUGGAUGAUGUGGAUACUACAGACGAUAAGGUGCCGAGCUGGCAGCAGGUGUGCAAGCAGGGGGAGGUGAUUGUAACGAAGGCCAAGCUUCUUAUGAGUCUCUUAGAAAGGCUUGAGUGUGAGGUUGCAGAAUGUGAUGUGCUGAGACUGUCCGCGACAGAUGUAACCCUGGGGGGGACAGAUGUAACCCAAGCAGGGACAGGUGGAACUGUUCCAGAGACAGGUGUAACCCUGGCACUGGAGAAUCUGGUGGUUCUGGCAGAGCAGCAUCUGUUGCUGCUGAGUCAGCAGCAUACAGUGGGAGGACGAAUAGGGGAGGAGGGUGUGACUGUGAGCGAUGUGACUAUAGGCGGGCUGGUGGCAGUGGCAGGCAUGGUGAGAGCGAUAGAGGCUGCGGCAAACGUUGAGGAGGUGACUUGUGAGGCGGCGCCUGUCAUGGGGAAGCGGCGAGAGAAUUCAGGGGUGAAGGGAAGGAGAGAAAGAAUUUUGAUGAAGGGAAAGAGGGAAAGGUCAGGGGGUGUGGGAGCAGCAGGAGGGAAGGAGGGUAGAGGAGACAGGGAGGGUUCAAUGAAGGGGGAGGAGGCAGGGCGUGUGGUUGCUGGGGCGCCUGUGACAGAAACGAGUGUGCUUGUACGGGGGGCUGCAAGUUUCUUGGAUGAAGUGAGAGAUGGGGUGGGCAGGUUGAUUAAAGGAGUUGAUUAUAACAGAGGUACCACACCUGACGAUCUGCGGCGGGAGGGAAUAAAAUCCGCAGAUAAUAGAAUCUGCGGAAAUUUUGUCGUCAGCCAGAGUGACGCCGCCCAGAUUGCGCUGAGUCUUGUGGCGGCUUCUGUCCGGCAUUUUUGUCUUGUAGCAGAGGAGGGCGGUUGCAGGGAGGGCGGCAGCGGUUUGGGCAGGGAGAUGGGUGGUGUGCGGUGGGGUGGGAAGCUUCUGAGAAAGGCAGGGAGGAGCUGUGCUGCUGUGAUUCGUGCUGCUGCCAUGCUUGCAGGUAGGGUGAUUGGGGAAGAGUUUGAAGGAGCGGAGGAGACAAGGGGAGAGGGAAGAGAGGGAGGAGGAGAAGGGAGAAGGGAGGGGGGUGAGGAGGAGCAAGAGGACGGGGUGCAAGCAGCAGCAGAUUCGCUACUGCAUGCUGCAGAGAGGCACUUAAGACUGAUGAAGGGCGUUGAGAGAAGGCAAGGGGAGCUGCAGCUCCUGCAGCAGCAACAGGGGCGGGAGAUGCAGGAGAAGCAGGUGCAGCAACAGGAUCAGUCGGUGCCAGAGGGGGUCUUGAUUAUCGACGAAAGCAAGGAGGGAGGCAGGGAAGUGAAAGGGGGAAGCAGGGAAGGUGGUCUCUUGGGUGAACUGGCAGGUGGUCACAUUGACAAGAGACAUGUGAGACGUGAGCAACGGGCUGCUGCUGCUGCUGCUGCUGCUGCUGCUGCUGCUGCUGCUGCUGCUGCUGCUGCGGGUCUGGCUCUGCAUUUGGCUCACAACACUGAGAUGCUGGUGCUACCUUGGUACUUGCCUUCUGAUGGGCGUGCGAUUCUGCUGAGAGGAGGGAUGGGCAGGGGGAGGGCAAGGCAGGGGUUCUUGCUCAGCAAAAUUCUUUUCCGGGCAGCUCAGCUGGGCCAGGUGUUUCUGUCGCAUUGGACAGCCAGAGUACCUGAUUUUGCGGCGGAAAGUGAAGCUGAGGAAGGGAGGGAGUGUGAGGGUUCGUGGCACAAAACACAGGCUGUAAGGGACGGAGAAGUGGUGCAAGGCCACGGAGCGGCGGACCCAAGGUUCACUGCUAGCCUGCCUGCUGCUGCUGAGAUUACCGCUGAUGGUGGUCUUGCUGCGCGCUUUGCUGCUGGCUUUGCGUGGCUGGUGCGGUGGUCAGGAGGAAUGGCUGCACUCGAAGGGAAGCUGGAGCAGCAGCAGCAGGACCAGACAGAGGGUGGAAGGGCAGGUGGUUGGGAAGAGAGUGGAGAGGUGGAUGGGGCGGUGAAGGGGCUACUAGUGCAGGGGGCAGCAGCUAGGGAAUUGGCACGCGACUUGCUGAUUCAGGCUGAAUUGCAGCGGUCCCAAGAAACGACUGAUGAGGUUGGGGUUACCACCGGUGUCCAUGCUCUUUCGGAGAGGAAUGGGCUGUUUCAUACUGAGGAUAGGCACAAGGAUGAGGUGGACAGUGCAGCGUGGCAGUCUACCACUGGUGUGCUGAGUCAGCGCGCUGAUUUGGCUGAGCUGGCGGCUGCGUAUGCUGAGUCGUGUGUCAGAUUCGCUGAGUCAGCAGCAGCUGUGCCGUCUGGUGACGCCUGGCAAGGCCUGCUUCUGCAGGCGGAAGGGUUGGUGGUGGAAGCUUCCAAGCAGCUUCGGAUGCUGUUGCAGGCAAAGAAGCACCGAAGCAGCAACAGGAGGCAGCAGAAGGGAUGGCAGGGCGGGUAUCCAACAGAAAACAGCUGCGAAUAUUAUGGCAGGGGUGGUGUGGAUUUUGUAAAUUAUGGCGGUAUGGACUGUUCAAAUCAUGGGGCUGAAGCAGCAUGUGAGGAUGACUUCUUGUUGCUGGCAGCACUGGUUGAGGAGGCUCAGUUUCAUCACUCGCUGCUGCUCCAAGCAACGCAAGACAGAGCAACAGAGAUAUGUGCAGCUAAGGCUGAAAGCAGGGUUCAUGGCUCAGGGGAGGCUGUGUCUGGGGGAGGUGCAUGUGACUCUGUACCAGAGUCACGAGCAGGGGUGCUGGUGUGCAGAGUGGAAAGGUCCUCUAUCCGCCGCUCUGCUCUGCUUCUGCGUCACCGUGCCUCCUCUCUCCUCCACCGCCUCUCCAUCCCAUUCGCACCUCCUCCUCCUCCUGCUGCUGCUAUCCCUGGGCUUUCCUUAUCGUCAGCAUCGUCCAACAAACCUUCCUUCUCCUCCCCCACCACCAGUCACUUGGUCGUGUCAGCAGCAGCUACUGCAGCCAGGCUUGUGACCUCCUCUUCCCUCCUUGCUUCUCUCCUGCAAGCGCUUCUGCUUCUCUCCCCUGAUGAUCCCAGACCUGCUCCUGAUGCAUCACCAGCUUCUGCAGCCCUGCCUGCUGCUGUGCUGAGUCAGCAACAUGCCACCGUCCACUCACUCGCCCUUGCCCUUGCUGAUGUGGCAGCUGACCUGGACACGCAGCUAGCCAGGCUGGCAGACGCAUGCCUCCGCCAUGCUGCCUGCACUGAUCCUGCCGGUGCUGACGUGGCACUUGCGUAUUGGCUGCUGGAUGCAGGGCAAGAGCUGGUGACUCACUCCCAUUGGCUCAUACAAGGAACAGGUAAAGGGAAGUCAGGCGUUACAAGUGUUACCGAUGUUACAAGUGUUACAGGAGCAGAAGCAGCAGCAGGACCAGCAGCAGCAGUGAACAGCGUGGGUUGUGUCGCUGCUUUGUCUCUCAGGCUGCUGAAAGUUCUCUUCUCCUUCUUUUGUGGCAUGCACCGGCCCUCCACCAAUGCUGCAUCCCCCAUUUCUUCCUUUUCAGACUGCCCUGCUCCAGUCGUACCCACCCUGCCUCUACUGCCCGCCUCGCUGACCUCUCGCCUGCAGCAGCUAGAAGCUGCUAUGGGCCUGCUAGUCCCUGCACAGGCACACGCGCACGGGAGGGCUUCUGAACCGCAGCAUCACAACCCACUGUCCCCCCCACAGCAAGGGCUCUCUGUGCGGAGCAAACAGGGCAGUGGCAGCAGUGGCAGUGCCGUGACAGCAGCACGCACUCUCUGUGUGUCGUGGCUUAGCCUGUGCUCUGAGGCCCUCUCUCUCAUGGCCGAUAUCCGCACUCGGCUGAGUCAGCUCUAUGUGCUUUCCCAUUCCCAUGACAGGGGGCUUGCACAUGCCCACUCUGCCACUGAUGCAGCAGCCGCGCCUAUCCCCUUGCUGAGACCCUUUAAACCCCAUCUGCCUAUAGCAGCAGCAGCAGCUGUUCCUGUGGUGUCUGCGCUGCUGCUGCGCUGCCUCUUGAGGCUGGGGGGUGCUGUGGCGGAGGUGUGGGGGGAGACUGGUGGGGGAAAGAAGGGGAAUUGGGGGAGCCGGGGGAAGAGUAGGGGCGGAAGGGACGGCAGAGGGAGUGAAGGAAGCGGCAAGGGUGGUGACGGGUUGGGAUUGGAAGGGGAGGAGGAGCUUUGCUGUGGAUGGGUGUACGCUUGGGAUAGUGACGGUUCUGCUGCUGCUACUGGCGAUGCUGGUUCCCACACCCCUGUCCCCCCUCUUGCCUCUGCAGCAGCAUCAGCAGCAGCAGAGGUCACCCUCCUGUCCUUGCUCCAUCACAACAUGCCCUUCCCACUACCAUCCCCAUUAUCCGACCACAAAAGUUCGGGACAAGGUAGAAAACGGGAGGAAAGGGGCGAGCUAGUGGAUAGUCAUGGAGGGGAGAGAGGAGGAGGGGAGCAGACAGAAGGAGGAAAAGAGGGAGAACAAGUCAAGGAGCCGUUUCUGGAUGGGGGAAUUUCUCGGCCUGUUCUCUUUGGCGAUCUCUGUGCUUCCAUUUGUUCCAAUGCUGCUGCCGCGUUGACAGGAAAUGCCACAGAUCUUGCAGAUGUGGCUGGCACACAGGAGCGACUCACCUCGUUAGUGCAGGGAGCCACUCGCCUCUCACACUUACUCAAGAGCCACUUAGCUGUGCUGCAGCAAGCUGCCAACCAGGGCUGUGGAGCUCCUAGGUUCUUCCUCGCGAUGACAGAUGGCGCGACGCUAUUCGCCCGUAAGCUACAGGGCCAUAUAGCUGAGUUACAAGUGGCCGAGGCUGCUUGUAUGGGGGAUAAGGCGAGGGGGAGAGGGGGAGACGGAAGGGGGGGAUGGAGCGGGAAAUGGAGCGGAAAAUUUGGGGCAGUUACAGCAGAGGAGGAUCUCGCUCGGGCAGCUGGAGGAGCGUUCCGAUUGGCUUCUGAGGCUGCCCGGCACGCUGGGCGGCUAGAAUUGGAAGCUUCUUGGGAAGCACUGGGAAUGGAUGGCAGCAGCAAGGGGGGGGUGAUUGGCAGUAGGGGCCCUCCCAAAGCCAGGCAUCUGCUCUUUGAGAGACAUGCAGCAAUGAAGCCUUUGGCUCAUGCCAAGAAGGUAGAGGCAGAGUGGAUGUGGGGUGGGGGCGAUGAGGAUGAGGAGGAAGGGGAUGAGGAGGAAGAGAAAGAGGUGGAGGAGGAGGGAGAGGGUAGGCGCAGCGAGAAUGUGGAGGGUAGAGGAAUUGGAAAAGGGGAAACUGGAAGGUUCAGUGGCAGAAGGAUGGGCAGCAGGUUCGCGGGGAGCAAGUUUGGGGGAACCAGGAGAGUGAACGUGGAGUUGCUUAUAGAGAGUGUGAAUAUAGCCGCAGAGCUGGCAUACCACAGCCAUAGAGUGCUGACCAAAUGCGUGGAGGGUGUGGGUUCCGGCUGGGUUGGGGAGGUCACAGAAGCUGCUCUUUCCGCACAGAUUAUUGACGCAACUGGAGGCUUUGCGUCUGAUUUGAAUAUGAGAGGAGGUGCUGGUGUGGUGAGGGUCUCUGCUACCAGUGGGGUGAGAGCAUAUGGGGAUGUGGAUAUGAGUGCACCCAUCCCUGUUCUCUCCGUGUUUGCAGUCAAGCUGCAGACACCUGCUGCUGCUGCUGCUGUGGGAGAGUCAGCAGCGUCGGCAGGAGGGGUACGGGGCGCAGGAGAGGGGGAUGGUAAGGUGCUGCAAGGAACAGACGAAGCUUCUGUCGCCACCCCAUCCCCCCUCCUCUCCUCCUCAUCUCCGUACCUUCCUCCGAGCUCCAGCUGUCACUCCGCCAUUCGUCCGACGCCCCAUGCUGACGUCAUCCUCCCCAUCCCUCUCUUCCUCUCGUCUUCUGAGGAGGAUCGGAGCAGCUUCGGCACUGACCCAACCCUGGAGCAUGUUUGGUGUAGCUCCAGCCUAGGGCCGAGCCACGAUCAGCCUCGGAUCAGCUCCGGACUUGACUUGGCUCGGGAGCAGGCUCGAAGCAGCCUUGAAAGUGGGGGCAGUGGGAACGAGAGGGGUGGGAGGGAGGGGAGGAAAGGAAGGGAGAAGGAGAAGGGGAGGGAGAGGAGGCGGAUGGAGUUAGUGACAGGAGGAGAUAUGCCUGCAGAGACAGAAACAGGAAUUGAGACAGACAUCGAGAGUGAUGCUUGGAGUGUGUCUAGUGGGGGUUGGGACUCGUCUGUUGGAGAUGGGGUGGAGGGAGAGGAGGAGAUGAGGGGGGAGUUUGAGGGUAGGAAACGGGGGGUUGGGGAGAGGAGUGGGCAGAGAGAGGGGAAGGGGGAGAGGGAGGAGAGUGGGAGAGAGGGUGGUUUGGGUGGGGGGGUGGAGGGAGGGACGGGUGGGGAGGGUGAGGAGGAGGAAGAUGAAGACGAGGAGUGGUAUCAAGAACUGCUGAAGAACAUGCGCGAUGUGGACUUGGGGUUUGGGAAAGAGGUUAUAGCAUCUGAACAAGAAGAAGGGGCAUGUGAGAGGGAAGAGUCAACCAUUGAGGAAGGAGUGAGGUCCUUUGGGCUGAGUCAAAGUGUAGUAAGGGGUCUUCUGGCGGAGGAAGGAGGGGAAACGGAGGAGAGCGGGAAAUGGCGAGGGGCAAAUGAGGUUCCUAUCUCUGCAGAGGCAGGAGGAGGGAGAGAGGAGGCGCAGAGGGGGGAGGGUGGGAAAGGAGAGCCUGCUUUUGAGUCGACUCAAGAGGAGGCGCAGAGGGAGGAGGGUGGGAAAGGAGAGCCUGCUUUUGAGUCGACUCAAAAGGAGGCGCAGAGGGAGGAGGGUGGGGAAGGAGAGCCUAGCCCUUGCAGCACUGACAGCGACGCUGGCACCAUAGCUUCGGAGGCGACCGACGCUGUGCCGGACCUGCCGUUCAGGCUCGGAAAGCGGUUCUACAACAUUGAUUCGAUGCUGAACAUGCGCGAACCUGCAGUUGCCUCGGGGGCCGGUGGGGUUGGGGCUGGUGGGAAGCUGUUUUCAGGGUACUUGGAUAGGAAGGGACGUGGGAGGACCCUCAUUGAUGGUGCUGUGGUGGGGGCGUCAGUUGGGGCAGCCAGGGCAGUGGGGGCAGUGGGGGCAGUGGGCGUGGGGGAGAAGGUUUCAGGGAGAAGAAAAGGGGAAGGAGAAGGGAGUGGGGGUGACAGGAGUGAUGGUGGCGAGACGAGCGAAUCAGCACCGGCAGAAGAAGCAGCAGCCAUAGAAAGUGCAGCAGCAGCAGUGGAACGUUCGCCAGCACCCACACAAACAGCAGCAGAAGAUUUGAAGGGACUUCUGGCGGAUGCAACAACAGAAGAUUCAAGAGCAGAGGAUACACCAACAGCAGCUGCAGCAGCAGCAGAAAGUGACAGUAACGAUAAUGACAGAAAUGGCGAGGGUGACUGUCACGAGGGCGAGGGUGACAAUAACGAGGGCGAGGGUGGCAAUAACGAGGGCGAGGGUGACAAUUACAAGGGCGAGGGUGACAAGAAUGAGGGUGACUAUCAAGGUGAGGGUGACCGAAUUGAUGGUGCCAAUAGCGAGCGUGACAGUGAGAAGGACGGCAGUGUCGAGGGUGACAAUAAUGAAGGCGAGAGUACAACAAUUUGUUCGGAGCAUCCGGACCUUCUGCAGUUAGACGAGGUUUCCCGAGCCAAGCAGGCUCGGCGACAGUGCCAUGCCGAAGCUAAGGCCGCCGUGGCUGCAGCUUUGGAUGCCCAGGAUGACCUGGCAGACGCCGAAGCUGCAUUGGAGGAAGCUUCCAAGGAAGUUGCACGGCUCACGGCAUGUACUGACACAGAGAAUAAAGGCUCAAGCUUGGAAGUGUUUGUCAAGGGGGAAGGGGUUGCUGAUAACCAGGUGACAUUUGAGUUGACUCAGGAGAUGGCAUGUACUGACAAUGAGAAUAAUGACACAAGUCUGGAGGGGCUUGUAAAGGGGGAAGGGGGUCCUGGUAACCAGGCAGGGGUUGUGGUUACGGUUGAUGGGGGAAAUGAGGGCAGCAGCAAGGGAAGCAAGACAGCCGAAGUCGAAGGAGAGGGGAAUGGAGAGGAGGGGGAGGGGGGAGGGGGAGGAGGGAGUGACUGA
This is a messenger RNA of Closterium sp. NIES-65, 12093 nucleotides long. The record is from the annotation of a GenBank genome assembly. NCBI's taxonomy places the organism in Eukaryota, Viridiplantae, Streptophyta, Zygnematophyceae, Desmidiales, Closteriaceae.